AUGGGUCAUAAUUUUCUCAGUGAUGCGAACACCAUUCAAUUGCUUUUGUUGUUGUACUUUUCCAUUGCCAACCUUCUUAAUCUUGCUCAUGCUGAUCCACCCUACAGGUUUUGCUCAAAUACAUCUCCUUACGUAGCUAAUAGUCCAUUUCAAAACAAUCUCAAGUCCCUCAUGUCUUAUCUUGCCUCAAAUGCUUCUGUGUCGAAUCAAUAUCAUGCCUAUGCUGGAAAUGACCCUGAUAGAGUCUAUGCUCAAUAUAUGUGCUACAACUACAUAACAAACGAAAAGUGCAGUGCCUGCAUUGAUGCAGCAUCACAAGAUAUCAUGCAACUCUGUCCAAACAAUAGAGAUGCAGCUGUAUGGGAGGAGCUGUGCCAGUUGCGCUUCUCGAAUCAAAAUUUUUUAGGCCUGCUUGAUUUCUCAGGAAACAUUCCUUUAUCUAAUAGAAAGACGAUUGAAAAUCCGGAACAGUACUUUGUAUCAGCAGUGAACGAAAAUUUCAGUAACCUUACCAAGAAGGCUGCUUUUGAUCCUGCGCAGAAUAUGUAUGCUACGCGAAAAUUAGCCUUAUCGGAUAGAGAAACCCUUUAUGCUCUGGGGCAGUGCACUACAGAUUUGUCAUCCCACGAUUGUAACACUUGCCUUCAGGUUGCCAUACAAAAUAUUUCAACUUGCUGCUAUAUCAGUCGAGGGGCACGGCUUCUUAGCCGGAGUUGCUAUUUUAGGUAUGAGCUAUACGCAUUCCAUGACGGCGUAGCCGAACCGGGAACACGAAAGUGUAAGUAUAUAUAUUUUCAAUAUAUUACAAACAAAUCAUACAAAAUUUGCUUAACCAAUCAAAGAUAUUGUUCUUGCGUUUCUCACUGCAUCGUGUAUCAUCUACUUUCGGCGAAUAAGAAGAAAAGAAACAGAUUACAAAGAACUGUUCUGUCAUUUGCAGAUGAGGAAAAAGGCCACCUUGCUUUCUUACAGGAACUGAUAAAAUCUAGAGGAUCGACAUUCGUAGAAGAUAAUAAGGUGAGUUCUAAGGAAUUACCAUGGAUGAUGGACCUGACUGUUAUAAGAGCUGCGACAGAUAACUUCUCUGUUUCAAACAAGCUUGGACAGGGAGGAUUUGGCCCUGUUUACAAGGGGAUACUAAGCGAUGGAAGCGAAGUUGCAGUGAAGAGACUUUCAAGAAGUUCGGAGCAGGGCGUAAAAGAAUUCAAAACUGAAGUUCUAUUAAUAAUGAAACUUCAGCACAAAAAUCUUGUCAGGCUGCUUGGUUUUUGUGUUGAAGGAGAGGAGAAGCUCCUCGUCUAUGAAUUCAUGCCUAACAGCAGCCUUGAUGUUAUUCUUUUUGAUCCUACGAAACGAGCAGAACUUGAUUGGAGCAGUAGAACUGAUAUUAUAAAUGGAAUUGCAAAGGGAAUGCUUUAUCUUCACGAGGAUUCUAGGCUUAGAAUCAUUCAUCGAGACCUAAAAGCUUCUAAUGUAUUGUUAGACAAUGAGAUGAAUCCGAAGAUUUCUGACUUUGGAAUGGCAAGGAUUUUUUCAAGCAAUGAAGACGAAGCCAAUACUGCUCGAAUAGUAGGAACAUAUGGAUACAUGGCACCAGAAUAUGCAAUGGAGGGAUUAUAUUCAACCAAAUCUGAUGUUUUUAGUUUUGGUGUUCUCUUGUUUGAGAUCAUAAGCGGGAGAAAGAAAGCUGUAUCCCACCAAUCAAAAUGUGCUCCUAGCCUCCUUGCAUAUGCUUGGCAAUUAUGGAACGAAGGAAAUAAAGCAGAGUUGAUUGAUCCAAGGCUGUCUGAUUCAUGCAAUGCAGACGAAUUCUCACGUUACAUGCACAUUGGUUUAUUAUGUGUUCAAGAAGAUGCUAGCGACAGACCUACCAUGUCAUCUGUUGUCUUAAUGCUCAAAAGCCAAAAUUCAUUUCUUCCCCAACCUGAGCGGCCGGCUUUUGUGGGAAGAUUCAUGGACAACCUGGAGGCAACUGCUAGCAAUUUCUCUGUCAAUGAAAUGACACUUUCUGAUGUUGGUCCACGCGGAUGAAAAAGUGUAGUAGCUCACUUUCUGAUGUUCGUCCACGCCAUUUCAAUCCCGACCGACCUCACUUCAUUCCAAAUCAAAACAUGCUCAAUAAAGAAAAGUUUGAGGCAGAAGAAGAGAUGUGUUUUUUAAGAGAGCAGAAUAGGACAAGAUGUUUCAGUAGAAUUCUGACUUUAUUCUUAUUUGUAACGUGAACACACACAGCUUACAUACUACUGUGUGUGUAAAGUAUGGAAACAAGGUCUUGGAUAAGUAUAGUAAUAAAUCAUGUAUAAAGGAAAGCUUUUAAUUAUUAUUACUCAGUAGAUCCACCGUGCCAAA
Molecule: messenger RNA, 2349 nt
Organism: Populus nigra (black poplar)
Lineage: Eukaryota; Viridiplantae; Streptophyta; Magnoliopsida; Malpighiales; Salicaceae
Product: cysteine-rich receptor-like protein kinase 10
Exons: 7
Coding region: 1-2031 (676 amino acids)
Biological process (GO): protein phosphorylation
Molecular function (GO): protein kinase activity; ATP binding
Source: RefSeq, a predicted model, not a curated record